Messenger RNA from Callorhinus ursinus (northern fur seal), 3101 nucleotides. RefSeq names its product trimethylguanosine synthase 1 (gene TGS1). Gene Ontology annotation, biological process: 7-methylguanosine cap hypermethylation. Gene Ontology annotation, molecular function: RNA cap trimethylguanosine synthase activity. NCBI's taxonomy places the organism in Eukaryota, Metazoa, Chordata, Mammalia, Carnivora, Otariidae. The record is from RefSeq and is a predicted model, not a curated record. Gene Ontology annotation, cellular component: nucleus.
GGAGCCACUUCCGGUGGCGGCUCCUUAGCCUGCACCAGUCUCGUGCGGCCCCGGGCCCGUUCCUGACCCCUGGCGUCCCCUUGGUCGCGCCGGCGAGACCUCUUUUCGGUCUCCAGGAACCGAGCAGAGGCCGGGAAGGCCUGUCCCGUGCCGUCUCCCGCAGAGUGUCCUGCACUGAGGUGGUAAAAUGUGCUGCGAGAAGUGGAGCCGCAUGGCUGAAAUGUUUCUCUUCAUUGAAGACCUAGAAGAGGAUUAUAAGAUCCUUUGCCUCUGCUCCAGGGCAUUUGUGGAAGAUCGAAAAUUGUGCAAUUUGGGAUUAAAAGGCUACUAUGUCAAAGGCAAUGACGACAAUGCAGGAGACCAAGCUACAGAAGGGGAGAAAGGCGGCACUGCAGAGUCACAUAACAGUAAAGGCUUAGGCCUAGAUGAAAGUGAACUUGAUUCUGAAGCUGAACUCAUGAGAAGUAUGGGACUACCACUUCAGUUUGGUGGGAUAGCUGCACAUAAGAAUUUUGAGGUGUCUAUGAAUACUAGAAAUAAGGUUAAAAUAAAAAAGAAAAAGAAAAAACAUCAAAAGAAAUACCUAGAUGAAAUUAUGAGAGAAUCUUGGAGACAAGAAUAUGAAGAAGAUGACAUUUUGGCUUCAGACGAUCCAUCUUCAGUUGAACAGUAUGAGAGCACCAAAACAUGCAAACUUCAAACCAAAAAAGACAUUGAAACUGAAAAUCUUCCUGUUGAAAAUAUAUUAUCUCCAAAGCCAGAAAUCACAGAAAAUUGGGAAAAGUAUUGGAGUGAAUAUGGUGGAGGACUAUUAUGGCAAAGCUGGCAAGAAAAACAUUCAGAUCAGAUACUAUGUUCUGAACCUUGGAACAUUCCUGAUACAAAGGAGGAAUGGGAACAACAUUAUAGUCAACUUUAUUGGUAUUAUUUGGAACAAUUUCAGUAUUGGGAAGCUCAGGGUUGGACUUUUGAUCCCUCACAAACCUGUGAACCAGAUACUUGUGGGUCUAAAAUAGAAGUUGACAAUGAGAAAGAUGAGAAUUGCAUGAAAGCAGACUUAAUAUCUUCUCCAUCUCCAUCUGUUACAAUUGAUAGUGAAAGCUCUAGUUCAAGUGAUAAAGAGCAUAAUGAAAUCCUUGGUGGAAUUAGAAAUAUAAGUUUGAAUUCAGAGGAAGUGGAACAGAGCCAGUUAGAUUCUUCAGUAAGUUGUGAUGGACGUCCGUGGCUAAGUGAAGUCAGCAGCAGCAGAGAAUGCCCUACUUCUGGCCAGAGUGAACCAUGUAAUGGAGGAACCAAGGACAGCAGCUUGUCUGGGAACAGAAGCACGAACCAACCAGCUCAGGAUUCACAGGACUCUUCAGAAGCAAACACAAUCAAAGAAAGACCACAUCCCAACAGUACUGAUGGAGAUGAGAGUGGAGAAGAUCCACCUGAACGUAAGCCAAGCAAACUCAAGAGGAGCCACGAACUGGACAUUGAUGAAAACCCAGAUUCAGACUUUGAUGACAAUGGUUCCCUUCUAGGAUUCAAGCAUGGCUCAGGACAAAAAUAUGGAGGAAUUUCAAAUUUCAGUCAUCGGCGGGUCAGAUACCUACAGAAGAAUGUGAAGUAUAAGUCAAAGUUCCUGGACAUGAGAAGACAAAUAAAUAUGAAAAACAAACACAUUUUCUUUACUGAAGAGUCAGAAAAGACGUUCAAAAAAAGCAAAACUUUGACUAAGGUAGAAAAAUUCCUAAAAUGGAUUAAUGAACCAAUGGAGGAGGAAGCACAACAGGAGUCAGUUUCUCAUGACAAUGUGCAAGACACCUGCACAAGCAGUGAUUCAGAGGAACAAGAAAUGUCUGUUAAAAGUGAUGACCCACUGGAGACAAGUAAUCCAGAGCCUGAAAAGUGUCAUGCCAUGUCUUCAGCUGAUGAACUUGAAACAGAAAAAAAUGAAGGAGACAGCACAGUAGUAGCUAUUACAGAUAAGGAAGUUGGUGUUACUCAGAUUACACCAGAUUCUCUUCAGGUAGAAACUGAAGCAGAAAGUAAAAAGAAGAAGAAGAAGAAAAACAAGAACAAAAAGGUAGUUGGUCUGCCUCCUGAGAUAGCUGCUGUUCCUGAGCUGGCAAAAUAUUGGGCCCAGAGAUACAGGCUCUUCUCCCGUUUUGAUGAUGGGAUUAAAUUGGACAGAGAGGGCUGGUUUUCAGUUACUCCUGAGAAGAUUGCUGAACACAUUGCUGGCCGGAUCAGCCAGUCCUUCAAGUGUGACAUUGUAGUAGAUGCAUUUUGUGGAGUUGGAGGAAAUACUAUUCAGUUUGCCUUAACAGGAAAGAGAGUGAUUGCCAUUGAUAUUGAUCCUGUGAAGAUUGAUCUUGCUCGCAAUAAUGCAGAAGUUUAUGGAAUAGCAGACAAGAUAGAAUUCAUCUGUGGAGAUUUCCUUCUGCUGGCUUCACAUUUAAAGGCUGAUGUUGUGUUUCUUAGCCCCCCUUGGGGAGGACCAGACUACGCUACUGCGGAGACCUUUGACAUCAGGACCAUGAUGUCUCCUGAUGGCUUUGAAAUCUUCAGGCUUUCCCAGAAGAUCACUAAUAAUAUUGUUUAUUUUCUUCCAAGAAAUGCUGAUAUUGACCAGGUGGCGUCCUUAGCUGGGCCUGGAGGGCAAGUGGAAAUAGAACAAAACUUUCUUAAUAAUAAAUUGAAGACAAUCACUGCUUAUUUUGGGGACCUGAUUCGAAGAUCAGCCUCUGAAUCGUAACUGUGAGGUGGUGCAAAGACAAAGUUCAUGUGUGGUCAGAACACUAUUCAGAUGAGACCCUUGGGAUUUCUUUCUAUAUUCACUAAUAUUUUGUACCCACGAUCUUAUAUCACCAUAUGAAAUGGAAACUUACAGUAGAUUAAGGAAUAUUAAUGAAGUACUUUGACGUCUUUGGAUAAUAUUAACUCUGUACAUUAUACAUAAGGAUAGUAAGUAACUGAAAUGGAAAAGGUAGUUUUUUCCCUGUGCUUACUGUCAGACAAUGUGUAUAUAUGUACGUGUGUGUUUCUGGUUUUUUUUAUAAUUGCAUAUGUUUUGGUUUAACAUCUUUGUGUGUGUGUGUGUGUGUGUGUGUGUGUGU